Oxyura jamaicensis (ruddy duck) is the source of this 502-nucleotide messenger RNA. It is a transcript of the gene RPS27L, whose product is annotated as ribosomal protein S27 like. Gene Ontology annotation, biological process: translation; ribosomal small subunit assembly. Bases 82 to 336 code for a protein of 84 amino acids. Gene Ontology annotation, molecular function: structural constituent of ribosome; RNA binding. The record is from RefSeq and is a predicted model, not a curated record. The transcript has 4 exons. Gene Ontology annotation, cellular component: ribosome; cytosolic small ribosomal subunit. Lineage: Eukaryota; Metazoa; Chordata; Aves; Anseriformes; Anatidae.
AGGGUCCGCCGAGCGCCCAGAGCGGCCCGAGCCCCGCGCCCGGCGGAAGCGCGGCGGGGAAGGGGCGGCGGCGCGGCAGCCAUGCCCCUGGCCAAGGACCUGGUGCAUCCCUCCUUAGAGGACGAGAAGAGGAAGCACAAGAAGAAGCGGCUGGUGCAGAGCCCCAACUCCUACUUCAUGGACGUCAAGUGCCCAGGGUGCUACAAGAUCACCACUGUAUUCAGCCACGCUCAGACAGUAGUUCUGUGUGUAGGCUGCUCAACCGUCCUGUGUCAGCCUACUGGGGGAAAGGCUAGGCUCACAGAAGGCUGCUCCUUUAGAAGAAAGCAACACUAAGUAUUCUUUUCAGCAUAGGGCUUUGGAUCUGUGUUCCUGAAAGCCUUAGCUGUUUAAAAAAAUGGCUGUUAAUAUAACAAUGUAAUUAUGAUUGAUUUUGUAAAAAGGACAUGGUACUGGUGACUGAUGAGCUGGAAUCUUUUUCAAUAAACAGUCUGAAGUGCAA